Physcomitrium patens is the source of this 4244-nucleotide messenger RNA. The record is from RefSeq and is a predicted model, not a curated record. Lineage: Eukaryota; Viridiplantae; Streptophyta; Bryopsida; Funariales; Funariaceae.
GGAUUGUCUACUCGCACUUCGGUACUUCCAGGUGGUCCGGCCGGUCAUGUAGCUUCUUCUUCUUCUUCUUCUUCUUUUGUAGCUCUACGAUGAUCGGAAGUGUGUUCUCUUUGUAUCUGUUGCUUCGCCCUCAGGUUGGAUCCCGUUUAGUGUGUCUGCGAUUUUACAGACUUCUCGGCGGAGUUAGAAAUUUUAUUCUUUCGAGUCCCUCCGUCUACGAUUCUCCAUCGUGGAUGCAGUAGUACCUAAUGUAGGAAAUCGAUUUUAUUUCUUUUUGCUUCUCCACCUCUUUUGAGAACUCCUCGCUGCAUUUCCUAAAUUUUGUUAACAUAUGAUUUUUUUAAUUUAUUUGUUUUUGCUGUCACCUGUUCAUGCUGUGUGGGACGGAACGUUAUCAAUGAUGAAAAUGACAGCAAACCUUUUAAUUUUACGAUUAGGAUCAUGUGUGCAGCCAAAGAACCAAAAUUCUUCAAUUGUGUUUGCUUUAGUGUGCUUUAAGCAAAGUGUAGCACAUCUCCCUUUUCUCUGUAUUACUCAGCUUUACUUACAUCGUCUAUCAAAAAGCGGUAUCGUUUUAAGGACGUCGUCGUACUUGAUCAUUAGUAAAUUUAAUGUGUCUCAAUGCGUGAGUUGGCAAUUGUGUGCUGGCUGAUCGUCGAGCAAAACCGUCCUUUCAGCUGUAUCGUUUAACAUCAUCCCUGAUCGUGAUUGAAACUGCUCUUGUCCGAGGGUUUUGUGCUGCAAUUUUAGCGGAGUAAGACUUUGCAUGGAUUGAUUCGCUACCUGCAAUUAGCCAUACUUAUCAGAGUAUAUAUGUAAAGAAUUUAAGUGGCUGCUUGACGAUUAUGCAUGAAAAUUUGAGGGCAACAUCAAGAGUUAAAAAGCGAUUGUGAGAAUUAGCCUGAUGGCUGUAUCUAUGAAGAAUGUCGACCCUGCAUUUCAUGGAGUCGGACAGAAAGCAGGAAUGGAUAUAUGGCGCAUGGAAAAUUUCAAGCCAGUACUAUUGCCUAAGGAAUCCCAUGGAAAAUUUUACUCGGGAGAUUCUUACAUUGUGCUCAGGUCAACAGCAUUGAAGUCUGGAGGGCUUCACUAUGACAUUCAUUUUUGGCUUGGGAAGGAUACUAGCCAGGAUGAGGCUGGUGCAGCGGCAAUUAAGGCCGUAGAGCUGGACGCUGCUUUAGGUGGUCGCGCGGUUCAAUACAGAGAAACCCAGGAGCAUGAAACAGAGCUUUUCUUAUCUUACUUCAAGCCAUGCAUUAUUCCUAUGGAAGGCGGUGUUGCUUCUGGAUUCAAGAAGUUGGAGGUUGAGAAGGUCGAGCCUCGUUUGUUCGUCGUGAAAGGAAGACGCUCUGUCCGAGUUGCACAGGUGCCAUUUUCUCGUUCUUCACUUAACCAUGACGAUGUUUUUGUUCUGGAUACUGAAUCUACAAUCUUCCAAUUCAAUGGAGAAACUUCCAGCAUCCAAGAGAGAGGAAAAGCUCUAGAAGUCGUCCAGUAUAUCAAGGAUACAUAUCACGAUGGCAAAUGUGACAUUAUUAUCGUAGAUGAUGGUACUCUUGGAUCCGAGGCCGACACGGGUCAGUUCUGGGUGCUGUUCGGGGGCUUUGCUCCGCUUACAAAAAAGGCCACUGUAGCAGAUGAUGCUCCUGAGUUACCCAAGCCCAAGCUGCUCUGUAUUGUGGAAGGGAGCUUCAAGGGUGUGGAAAUCUCUAAAGAUGCGCUGGACAGUAGUAAGUGUUACGUUCUUGAUUGCGGUACUGAGCUCUACUUAUGGGCAGGUCGUAACACUUCACUUGAUGCAAGAAAGGCCGCAAUUUCAACUGCAGAGGGUUUAAUCACUGAACAUAAUACGGCGAAGUACACUAAAAUCACUCGGGUCAUUGAGGGAUUCGAAACGCUAGAAUUUCGGUCAUAUUUUGAGAAGUGGCCGUUGAAUGGACACCACACUGUUUCUGAAGAAGGAAGAGGCAAAGUUGCAGGUAUUUUGAAGCAGCAAGGUGUUAACACAAAGGGCAUUCUUAAGGGUUCGCCUGUCAAAGAAGAACUCCCAUCACUUCCAACUUUGAAUGGCAAUCUUGAGGUAUGGAGGUUGGUCGGUGGCGUAAAGAAAGAGGUUGCCGCUGGAGAUGUAGGAAAGUUCUAUGACCACAGCUGCUAUGUCGUGAUUUAUACAGUUCAGGGAGAAGAACAGAAAGAAGAAUAUCAUCUUUAUAGCUGGACUGGCCGGUACACCUCUCCUGAGGACAAGGUUGCAGCAACGAGAGUUAUGAAUGAGAAGAAUGCCGAACUUAAAGGGCGGGGAGUUCAGGCAUACAUUAUUCAAGGGAAGGAACCCACUCAGUUCCUGGCGCUGUUCAAAUGCGUUUGCAUAUUGAAGGAACAUACCCACCCAGGUCACAAAGAACAUUCAAUAAUGUUGGUGCGGGUGCGAGCUGCUGGUCCACACAUUGUUGUAGCUGUACAACUAGAGCCGGUUUCAGCUUCACUCAACUCCUCUGAUUGCUUUCUGCUUCAAACCAGCUCAAAGUUGUAUGCCUGGUCAGGUAACCUGAGCACUGCCGAAAGCCAGAGGGCUGUCCUGCGAGUGGCAGAAAUCUUGAAGCCUGGCGUAAUAGCAAGGCCCGUGAAAGAAAGUUUAGAACCCCCACUCUUUUGGAGUUCUCUAGGGGGUAAACGGAAAUAUGCAAGCCACUGUAAACCAAAAGAGAAUCCGAAAGAUCCUAGGUUGUACGUUUGCAGUUUAUCACAAGGAAAUUUGAAGGUGACUGAAGUGCACAAUUUCACUCAAGAUGAUCUUCUGAGUGAUGAUAUCAUGAUCAUGGAUUGUCACAAUGUCUUGUACGAGUGGGUUGGCCAGCAUGCAAGUUCGGAGGAGAAAGAGCAUAGUUUAGAUGUUGGCAAGAAAUAUAUUGAGCGAGCAGCAAGGCUGGAUGGGAUGCUACCAGAUACUCCGAUUUUUAUUAUUACGGAAGGCAACGAGCCGACGUUUUUCACCAGUUUCUUCUCGUGGGAUACCAGCAAGGUCAAUGUCAAUGGAGACGCAUAUGCCCAAAAGAUUGCUGAUAUUCAGGCGCGACAAGCACCUCAAGAGACACUCCAAAGGCGUCUUACACCAAGUGCUUCAGCCGGUACUAAAAGUGAAUCCACUCAGAGGGCAGCUGCUAUGGCUGCUCUUUCAUCACAAUUGACCUCAGAAGGAAAACUUUCUAAGGCUGCUCAAACUAUAAUCACUCAGAAUUCUGCCUCCGCUCCAGUAAGUCCGAAGGUUCAUCGACCAUCAGCUGCCAAUUCACAAAGAGCUGCGGCUAUGGCAGCUCUAUCCUUCAUGUUUGGUUCAAAACCAGCUCCAGCCUCAACGGUUUCAGUGGAUGCUGAUUGGGUUGCUGGGAGCUCACCCUUCACAAAAGCGGAAGCAACAGGUGAUACUGAUUCAGUAACUAGCUCAAAGACUUCCGAGGAUGGCGGUGAUGCAGGAGAGGAGAUUGCUGAAUUUUACAGCUAUGAUCGCUUGAAGUCGACAUCCACAAAUCCCCCUCCGAAAAUCAAUAUAAAAAGAAAAGAGGCCUAUUUAUCUCCUGAAGAUUUCGAGAAGCUAUUUGGAAUGUCGAGAACUCAGUUUUAUGAGAUGCCAAAGUGGAAACAGGAUCAACGCAAACGUCAACUUCUGCUCUUUUAGGUUUAUCAUUAUUUUUUUAUUUCAGUUGACGUGGAGAUCUAAGGUAUCUUUGAUUUACCUGCAAGAUUUAAUAACUUCAGUAGUAAGGGCCUCGCUCUCUCUCUCUCUCUCUCUCCAUGCAAAUCAAGUUUUUGGAGUAUUUCCAAACUCCACUUCAUUGAGAGUCUGUGAUAUUGUAGUAUUACCUUCUUUUAAGUAUUUGUUUAUUCUCUUGGAUAGAGGACUGUAGCCAUUCGUGCAAUGGUCUAACUUGUGGAAAAGAUCCGUCACUGGUGAAGUCAUCACUUUCAUUAGGUGUACCAUAGCGUAGUCUCCACAGUUUUUGCUUAUUUUGAAUGAGCAUUCGUAGAUAUAGUUUAGAAAGUAGCAUCUGGCAUAGCACCCAUAGUGAAAGUAGGCAGUAUGCGGUGACUUGUGGUGCUUAUCCAUGUGAAACAAACCAAGGAAUCAAAGCCGUUCAGGUUAUGAUGGCGCCUGAACUAACUCCCACAUCCCCGAGUUUAUGAAAGGAGUGGCAUAACAAUGUUAUUGUUAGGUUUAUUAUAACAAAUCGAAUUUGAAAUGACAA